UCGAAGAAGGACUGGGAGUCAGAGAAAAGAAAGAAGUCCGACCCGACACAAAACAUUACGCACACUGAUAGCGGUAGCUAGUGGUAUUAGCAAAUUCAUUCAUGGACAUAAAAUAAAUACAUGAGAGCAAAAACGCUUGUUCGCGGAAUUUAAUCCCGUUGAGAGCGGGUCAUGCUGUUCUCGCAAAGGUAAUGAGCCGUAAAGCACUUGGGUCUCGGCUUAGCAGCGCCCACAAACUGCAGCGAAACUGGAAUGAUUGGCAGCCCAGAGGCGAUAGUGUGUCAGCUUCUAGCCAGGACGGUGUGAAUUGCAUCGCCCCCAGAGACCUGGGCCCAGCGGCAGGGUACGACCCCCCAGCAGCGUUAGCAGCCUCAGACCAGCCUUGCUCCCCACCUCACCUGCACAAUGAUGCCUUCCCAGCCUCCGCAGACACACUGGACGAAGGGGGUGGAUAUGGAACAACAGGAGGGUUCUGUGAUGAUACUUUUGGUUGGAAGUCGUUGGGGCAAGAGUUGAGGAUCAACGAUGCGACCGCCGAUUUGACCCCUUUUCAGCAGCAUGGGAAUCGUGCUUUAGCUUCUAAGGACAUGAGGAAAUCGCAGGACAGAAGCAUGGCUCACUCCGAGGAGUCGCGGCUGUCCAACCUCCUGCGCCGCGUGUCCCGUGAGGAUGACCGGGACCGCCGGCUGGCCACCGUCAGACAGCUCCGGGAGUUCAUCACCCACUCGGACAGCAAAGUGGCCCUGGUGAAACAGUUGGAUUCCAUCCUCAGUACCCUGAAUGAUAUUUUGAAUGAGAGCAGUAAGAUGCUGUCCGAGCUGCGUCAGGAGGCAGCCAUGUGCCUGGGCAUGCUUUGCACCUCCCUGAGCUACGAGGCCGAGCGCGUCUUUAAGUGGAUGUUUGUCAAGUUCAGCUCCAGCAGCAGGGAGGAGGUGAAGCUGCUGUACCUGGUGGCAGCGUACCGUGCCCUGGAGAUGGCGGGCGAGAGGAAGUCCUUCGCCCCGGUCAUGCAGUUGGUGAUGAGUAGCCUGCAGUCGAUCCUGGAGAACCUGGACACUCCGGAGCUGCUGUGUCACAGCGUCCGCUGUAUCCUGCAGGUGGCCCGAGGCUACCCACACGUCUUCAGCACCAACUUCAGAGACACAGUAGAUAUCCUGGUGGGCUGGCAUAUUGACCAUACACAGAAACAGUCACUAACUCAACAGGUGUCGGGCUGGUUGCAGAGCCUGGAACAGUUCUGGGUAGCAGACCUGACCUUCUCCACCACUCUGCUGGGUCAGUUUCUAGAAGACAUGGAGGCCUACGCUGAGGACCUGGGUCACGUGGCCUCAGGGGAGGCGCUAGACGAGGACAUCCCCCCGCCCACGGUGUCCCUGCCCAAACUGGCUGCGCUGCUCCGUGUGUUCAGCACCGUGGUGCGCUGCAUCGGCCAGCGGUUCAGCCCGAGCAGAGGACCGCCCAUCACCCAGGCCUACGUUACCGAUGUACUGAACCGGGUUCUGGCGUGCGUGUCGACGGCCAAACGGGUGUUGUUCUCCGAGCCGGUGCUGACGGCGGGGAACGAGUGUGUGUGUGUCCUCCUGGUGAGCCUGGAGCCGUCGGCACAGCUGACCGACGCCGUCGUCGCCUACGGCUUGGACCAACUGGACGCUUGCCGGGCCUGCGGCUCCGAGUACAGCCUGGCCGUCCUCAACCUCACCACGCUGAUAGUGGACCAGAUCAACACGAAGCUUCCGGCCCCGUUCAUAGAGAAGCUGCUGGCCCCGACAUCUCAGCUGCUGGAGCUGCGCUUUAACCGGGACAAAGAGGUGAUGUCUGCGGCGCUGGGUGUGUACCAGUCCAUCCUGAGUCUGAAGAACAUCCCUGUCCUAGAGGCGGCCUAUAAACUGGUCCUGGGGGAGAUGGCCUGUGGCCUGUCCAGCCUGCUGACCCACCUGGGCCUCCACGCCCCCCCAGAGACCCCCGCCUCCAGCAUCCAUCACCCCGCCUUCGCCCCCGUCAUGCUGACCCCCGAGAGGGCAGAGUUCACACUCAUCUUCGACCUCUCGGCCCUUACCACCAUUGGCAACACCAAGAACUCGCUCAUCGGGAUGUGGGCUCUGUCUCCGACUGUGUUUGCCUUGUUGAGCCAGAACCUGACGUUUGUCCACUCUGACCUGGCCGUCCACCACCCUGCUGUCCAAUACGCUGUCCUGUACACACUGUACUCUCACUGUACCAGACACGAUCACUUCAUCUCCUCCAGCUUGUCCUCCUCUUCUCCGUCCCUCUUCGACGGCGCCGUCAUCAGCACGGUAACCACAGCAACCAAGAAACACUUCAGCACCCUGCUCUGUCUGCUGGGGACCCUGCUGAGCAAGGAGCACCUCUACACGGAGGCCAGGAAGCUGUUGCUGACGUGGUCUCUGGAGGUGUGUCUGAUGAUGAAGAGGUCGGACACCUAUGCCCCCCUCUUCUCCCUGGCCUCCUUCAGCAAGUUCUGCAAGGGCCUGCUCCACAACGCCCUGAAUGAAGACCCAGCCAUCUGCCUCCAGACCUGUAACAGCCUCCAAGUUCUGUCCUCAUCACUCAGUACGGAGCUACUGCAGAGGUGUGUGGAUGUCUGCCGUGUUCAGCUGGUUCACUCUGUGGUGAGGGUGAGGCAGGCCUAUGGAAAGCUGCUCAGGACAAUCCCUCUGGACAUAUCACUCAGUAACCACAGCCACCCAGAGAUUGGGGAGAUCUCCCUGGCCGUACGACGUCACAUGUGCCGUCCCCCAGGCAGCACCUUCCACCCCCAGGACUUCAGCGACCUGAUCAGCUUCAUCUUGUACGGUGCCCUGCACCGCGGAGGGAAGGAGCCCUGGCUGGAGCGCCUGUACCACAGCUGCCAGAGGCUGGAGCGACGCGAGGGGGGAGCCGGUUCGUCCGGCGGGGGCACGUGUGUCCCGCGGGGCCUGUUGAAGAACGAGGCGGUGCUGUGGCAGUGGGCGGUUUGGGAGGCGGCCCAGUUCACUGUGCUGUCCAAACUCCGCACACCGCUCGGCCGAGCACAGGACACCUUCCAGACCAUCGAGGGCAUAAUCAGAAGCCUGGCUGCCCACAGUCUCAACACGGACCAGGAGCUCAGCCAAUGGAGCGCGGCAGACACGGACGAUGGUCACCACAGCAACCAGCUGCGCCUGGCGUUGCUCCUGCAGUUCCUGGAGAACCUGGAGAAGCUGAUGUACAACGCCUACGAGGGCUGUGCGAACGCCCUGACGGCCCCGCCCAAGGGCAUCAGAACAUUCUUCUACACUAACCGUCAGACAUGCCAGGAUUGGUUAACUCGUAUUCGCCUGGCGCUGAUGAGGGUGGGGCUUCUGUCUGGCCAACCGGCGGUCACCGUCCGCCAUGGCUUCGAUCUGCUCACAGAGAUCAAGAACAGCAGCGCCCAGGGUCCAGAGCUGGAGGUUCCCCUGAUGAUGUUGGUGGAGGCUCUCUGUGAGCUGCGCUGCCCUGAGGCCAUUCAGGGUUUAGCAGCCUGGAGUCUCACCAACACUGGCAAGAGUCUGGCCUGGCUCACUUCUGUAGCACUGCAGGCAGAAGGAAGGUUUGAGAAGGCCGCAGUAGAGUACCAGGAGCAGCUCUGUGCUGUGACGGGGAUGGACUGUUCCAUCAAGGGCUUUGACCGCUCCCUCCUCAAACUGGCCGGGGCCUCCAGCUCCAACACCGCCAGCCCUAAACACACCAGCAACGGGGAUGGUAGGAGGACUGUUCUCCUCAAAUCCAGCGAGUGUUCCCCAGAUGUUCUGAACCUCCUGGCCAAUAAGGCGUGCCAGUGCUAUGUGGCCCUCUGUGAUUGGUCCUCAGUGCAGGAGUGGCAGGCUAGCAUUCAAGCCCUCAAGAAGAACUCCAGUAACCCAGCAACGGCGAACGUGCACCUGAAGACCGACUUCAACUACGUGCGUGCUCUGAGCCGCUUCGAGGACGGCGACUUCCCAGAAUGCCGUGCUCAGCUGGAGCUCCUGGCAGGAGAGCGGGUGGACUUUGGCCCCCCCAACUCCACUCCAGGCUCCAAGGAUAAACUAGACCUGAAGCGUCUCCUCCCGGCCGUCUUGAGCCCCGGCCCGUCUGAACUGCAAAAGGCCAUCGAGGUGCAGCUGCUCCGAUGCGCCGUAGCGACAAUCACCGCAGCCAAUCACGAGCAGGAACAGAAGGUCACGCCCACAUCCGACACGCUGGUUCGGUACCUGAAGCAGACGGGUCGAAUCUCCCUGGGUCCGCUCCGUCUCUCCACGCUCGCCCUCUCGGACGGGCUUCCCACCCUGCCCUCCCUGCAGCUGCACUGCUGCUCCGCCAUGGAGAACUCCGUCAGUGGCCAGGAGGACUGUCUGAUCCCCCUGUACAGCGAGGCUCUCAGCAGGUGUAAACAGCAGGAUGUCCAGCCGUGGCUCCACGCCCUCAGAUACACCAUCUACCAGAGACAGCUACUGCUCAAGCUCAAAGGCUCCUCUGUCCUGGUGGACGGUCACCUAAUGGAACUGUGUCUGACGGCUGUCAAGUUUGCCCGGAAACAAGGCAACAUCGCCCUGGCAACGCGGCUGCUGGGCCAGUGUAGCAAGGAUGAGGAUGAAAACGAUGACGAAGGAGGAGAGGAAGGGCUGAACCGAGCCUUCAGGCGUUUAACGCUUGAGGGAGUUGUGGGGGAGAAAUGGGGGCCGGAACUACAAAUAGAAAAGGCUAAAGUUCUCUGCUCUGCUGGUCAGUCCCUGGCGGCCAUGGAGAUGCUGAGCUCCUGUGCUCUGUCUUACUGUCGCUCAGGGAAGUGUGAGCGCGCCGCCUGUCGCUCCGUCCUCACUCUUUGUAAGUGGCUGCUGGCAGACUGGAAGGACCUGACCCCGCAGCUCAAACAGGUGGUGAAGAGGUCAGUAGUUGUGACCCCAGCGACUGCUGCCCUGCCCCCCCUCUGUCGUAACAUCACAGCUCUCCUGGAGCUUCCCCUGGAGGACCAGGGAAUGACCCGGAUCACUGCCGAGACCACAGUGAGUGUCGGUGUCGGCGAAGCGGACUUCGUCCUGGGCCAGCUCUACCAGCUGUCCACCAGUCAGGCUCCGGAUGUGGCCAAGUCCUGGGCCGCCCUCGCCAGCUGGGCCUAUCGCUGGGGGCGGAAGGUGGUCGACAACGCCAGUCAAGGAGAAGGGGUGCCCCUUCUCCCAGGAGAGAAGAAGGAGAUUGAGGAGCUUCUCCCAGAAUGCACCAGUGAGGAGGAUAAGGAGAGCAUCUUCAGCAUCCUGGGUCAGGCCAUGUGUAGACCUGCAGGAAUACAGGAUGAAGACCUGGCCCUUCAGCAGGACGAUGAGGAGGAUGACAUGGUGGAUGUGAUCUGGAGGCAACUGCUUUCGGCCUGUCCCUGGCUGGGCCAGCUGGAGCCGGGGCCCGCCGAGCCCCAGGGUGGGGUGACGGACGGUCUGAUCCGGGUCUGGAGGAGGGUGGUGGACCGGAUCUUCAGUCUGUACCGCGUCUCCUGCCGGGCCUACUUCACCUUCCUCAAACUCAACGCGGGACAGGUGCCUGUGGAUGAGGACGACCCCAAGCUGCUGCUGACCAGUCAGAGCAGCAAGCAGAGCAACGAUGACGUCAUCGUCAUGGCAACGCUGCGGUUGCUGCGGCUGCUGGUGAAGCAUGCCGGUGAGCUGAGGGAGGGGCUCGAGCUUGGCCUCGCCUCCACCCCCACCGCCCCCUGGAGAGGCAUCAUCCCCCAGUUGUUUUCCCGUCUGAACCACCCAGAGGCCUACAUCAGACAGAGCAUCUGCAGCCUGCUGUGUCGCGUGGCGCACGACUCCCCGCACCUCAUCCUGUACCCCGCUAUUGUGGGGUCGCUCUCCCUCGGAGGGGAGGCACAAAACGCAGGCAACAAGCUCCCGUCGGCCCUACCCACCUUCCUAGGCAGCAUGCAGGAGGAUGGACUAUGUGAGGAAGGGGAGGAGCCAUUGGGCAGUAACCCCACCUCCCAGGAGGAGGAUGGGCAGGGGGAGGAGUUUCCUGCUCUGUGUUCUAGCCAGGACCAGGCCAUGAUGCACGACUGCUACAGCAAGAUAGUGGACAAACUGUCUGCAGCCAACCCCACUAUGGUGUUACAGGUCCAGAUGUUGGUGGGGGAGCUGAGGCGUGUCACUCUGCUCUGGGAUGAGUUGUGGCUGGGCGUCCUACAGCAGCAGCACAUGCACGUCCUGCGCAGGAUUCAGCAGCUGGAGGAUGAGGUCAAGAGGGUUCAGAACAACAACACGCUACGCAAGGAGGAGAAGGUGGCCAUCAUGCGGGAGAAGCACUCGGCACUGAUGCGUCCCGUGGUGUUUGCCCUGGACCACGUGAGGAGCAUCACCGCGGCAACGGCCGAGACACCACACGAGACUUGGUUCCAACAGACCUACGGGGACGCCAUCACCGCGGCGCUGGAGAGACUGAAGAGCCCCCACAACCCGGCCAACCCAGCCAGCAGCUGGAUCCCUUUCAAACAGAUAAUGUUGAGUCUGCAGCAGAGAGCUCAGAAGAGGGCGAGCUACCUGCUCCGCCUGGAUGAGAUCAGCCCCCGCCUAGCUGCCAUGACGGCCACGGAGAUGGCGUUGCCGGGCGAGGUGUCUGCGACCGACGCCUUGACCAUCCAGAGCGUGGGCAACACCAUCUCCAUCCUGCCCACCAAGACCAAGCCCAAGAAACUCCACUUCCUGGGCUCUGAUGGACGCAACUACCCCUACCUCUUCAAAGGUCUGGAGGACCUCCAUCUAGAUGAACGCAUCAUGCAGUUCCUGUCUAUAGUCAACACCAUGUUCACCAAGGUCAACCAACAGGAGUACCCCCACUUCCACGCCCGUCACUACUCCGUCACCCCACUGGGCACUCGCUCAGGCCUCAUCCAGUGGGUGGACGGGGCCACUCCUCUGUUUGGCCUCUACAAGCGCUGGCAGCAGAGAGAGGCUGUACUGCAGGCGCAGAAGGCUCAGGAUUCGUUCCAGCCUCAGCCACUCCCUCUGGUGCCACGCCCCAGUGAGCUCUACUACAGCAAGAUUGGCCCCGCCCUGAAGGCGGUGGGGCUCAGCCUGGAAGUGUCGCGACGUGACUGGCCGCUCAGUGUGAUGAGGGACGUGCUUAAGGAGCUGAUGGAGGCCACUCCCCCCAAUCUUCUCGCCAAAGAGCUGUGGUGUUCCUGCACUACACCCAGCGAGUGGUGGAGGGUCACACAGUCCUACGCCAGGUCCACCGCCGUGAUGUCCAUGGUGGGUUACAUCAUCGGCCUCGGCGACCGCCACCUUGACAACGUGCUGAUUGACAUGACAACAGGAGAGGUGGUGCACAUUGACUACAACGUGUGCUUUGAGAAAGGGAAAAGCCUGCGAGUGCCGGAGAAGGUUCCGUUCCGUAUGACUCACAACAUCGAGGCAGCCCUCGGCGUGACCGGGGUUGAGGGCGUCUUCAGACUCUCCUGUGAACAGGUGGUUCAGAUGAUGCGUCGUGGGCGGGAGACCUUGCUGACCCUGCUGGAGGCCUUUGUGUACGACCCGCUGGUUGACUGGACAGCCGGAGGGGAGGUGGGGUUCGCCGGCGCUGUGUAUGGAGGAGGAGGUCAGCAGGCCGAGAACAAGCAGAGCAAGAGAGAGAUGGAGAGAGACAUCACACGCUCCCUGUUCUCCUCCCGCGUCGCUGAGAUUAAGGUGAACUGGUUUAAGAACCGUGAUGAGAUGCUGGCGGUCCUGCCCCAGGUGGAGGCCGCGGUGGAGGAGUACCUCAACUUGCUGGAGCUGCUCUGCCAGGGGGAGCAGAUGAUCACCAAGCUGCAGGAGGAGAAGAGCUUCCUGGAGGGGGCGGAAAGCCGCUCAGACCACCUCAUACUCACCCUGGAGCAGAGGUACUCUGAACACACCCAGCUGGCGUCUCGUCAGCGGACGGUCCAGGAGUUGAUCCAGGGCAAACAAGCCGACCUGGACCAGUGGAUGUCCCAGUACCGGGCCGCCUUCUCCAGCCUGGAGGCCACCCAGCUGGCCAGCCUGCUGCAGGACAUCAGCAGCCCCAUCGACCUGGGCCCUCCCAGCUACGUCCCGGCAACCGCCUUCCUGCAGAACGCCGGCCAGGCCCACCUUAUCAGCCAGUGCGAAAGCCUGGAGGCAGAGGUGAGCUCCCUGCUGCAGCAGCGCCGUGGGGCCCUGCGGAGCUGCCUGGAGCAGCUGCACAGCUACGCCACCGUGGCCCUGCUGUACCCACGGGCCGUGCUGCUGCGCCACAGGGCCCAUCUCUGGAAACAGUGGAUGGAGGAGCUCCUGUGUGACAUGACCAUGGACCGCUGCCAGCUCAUCUACCGGCAGUAUGAGGUCCAGUUUGCCCCCCAGCCUUCCCCGGUGCUGUGUCAGUUCCUGUCCAGUGUGGAGCUGGCCCUUCAGCACCAGGCUGCUGACACCAACACGCGUGUCCUGCGCCAGGCGGACCGGGUCAAGGCCGAGGGGGCCACGGCGCACGCGUGUGAGGAGCAGCUGCAGGAGAUCGAGCGCUGCAUUGCCGUCUUCCUCCACGAGAACCCCGAACAGGGCUCCCUCGGCCUGGCAGCCAUCAUCGCCUCAGCCCUGUGUGCUCUGACCAGGCGUAACCUGGUGAUGGAGGGGGCGGCGGCCGCGGCGGGGGAGCAGCUGGUGGAGCUGACGUCUCGCGACGGGGCCUGGUUCCUGGAGGAGCUGUGUUCCAUGAGUGGCAACGUCACCUCAUUGGUCCAACUGCUGGGCCGCUGUCAGCUCCUCCCACAUGACCUGGACCUGCCGUCGCCCCAGGAAACCGCCCAGGCAGUCUACCUGGCCAACGCCGUCUACACCUGUCUGCAGGAGCUGAACACCAACUUCCGUCAGAUCAUCUUCCCCGAGGCCCUGCGCUGCAUGUUGAAGGGGGAGGUCACCCUGGAGGCCAUGCUGUCGGAGCUGGACCUCCUGGUGGAGCAGUGUGCGGACGGGGUCUCCCUCCAGGGGCUGGCCGAGGCCCUUCACGCCCACCUGGGCAGCGCUGCCAUGGGCCUGGACCAUGAGGCGGACACGCACUGCCUCCACGUCACAAGGAUGUUGCGGGCCCAGUACUCUGAGCUGAUCCAGCCUCGGGGCAGUCUGGACGGGACAGGGCGGGACACGCCCAAGAUGUCCGCUGGUCAGAUGCUGCUGGUGGCUUUCGACGGGAUGUUCGCCCAGCUGGAAACGGCCUUUGGACAGCUCACCGAGAAGUUGGGUUCCAUGGAGAUUCCGUCGGCCUGGCGCAAGGUGGACGUGAUGCGUGAGGCCCGGUCUGCCCAGGCGCAUUUCUUUGACAGCGGUCCUCACAGGCACGUCCUGGAAGAGAUCUUCUUCCUCAACCGACUCCACACCAUCCGGGAGUUCUUCAGGCUCUGUGGGUCCUACGCCCAGACGCUCUCCGGGACGUGCCCCCCAGCCAUCGAAGACCAGCCUCCCUCCAAUGGCCCCGUGGCAGUCGGCGGCCUGGCCGGGAAGCCCCUGUUCCGGGUUGCGGCGGGCGCGGCGCCCAGCGUGGUUGUGAGCGAGGAGCAGAUGACACGGCCCAUCAAGGCGUUCACAGCCGAGUUUGUGCGUCAGUUGCUGAUGGGUCUGCCCACCCAGGCUCUGGGCCUGGCGCUGUGCAGUACCCUGUCUGCCCUCGGGCUGGACCUCAUAGCGCAGGUGGAGGCCAAGGACUUCGGGGCGGACGGCAAGGUGUCGUUAGACGAGCUAUGUAAGAAGACCUUGGAACAGGGUCUGGCUGCUGGCCGGCUGUCUCAGCUGCUGCUGAACAGGGCCACGGUGCUGGCCUCCUCCUACGACGCUGCCUGGAAGAAGCUGGACAUGCUCCAGCGCCUGGAGGCCAGCCUGGAUGCUGCCAAGGUGUCCCUGCAACGCACCCAGCUACACAUCGCCAUGUUCCAGUGGCAGCAUGAGGAUGUUCUAGGACCCAGGACCCAGCCUAUGAGUGUGACUCCUCCUCCUCGCUCCAUCAUCCUCAGCAGCAUGAAGAAGAAGCUUUACAAACUCAGCCAGGACGAGGCGGCCAUUGCUGCUGUACAGGAGAAGCUGGCGUCUCUAGAGGGCAGUAUCGAGCAGCGUCUGAAGUGGGCCGGAGGGGCCAACCCUGCCCUGGCCCCGGUGCUGCAGGACUUUGAGCUGACCAUGGCGGAGCGCCGCACCCUCGUUGCCAGGGAGAACCAGCGCACCAGCCAGGUGACCUUCUUGUGCAGCACCAUUCUGAACUUCGAGGGUCUGAGGACACGGACCCCAGAGGCCCUGAGCAUGGACACCGCCCUGUUUGACCUUCUGAAGAGGUGCCAGCAGACCUGCUCUUACGCCGCCCAGUUCAACACCACCGUCUCCCCCAUAGAGUUACAGCUGCUGAACAGACUGAGCCCGGCGUUGGAGCUUCCCAUCGGCAGCCCCGAUUGGCUGGCCUGCGCCCAGAAGCUGUUGGAGCAGGAGCUGGCCUCCCAGGGGGCUGUGCAGGAGGAGCGCGAGCAGCAGCUGGAUGCGGCCACCGAGACGCUGCAGCUGUUGGUGGACGCCAUCAAGGGAAUCCUGUCCAGUCACAACCGCCAGCUGGCCGACGUCAAACAUCUGCUCAGGGCCAUGGCCAAGGACGAAGAGAACACGUUGGCCGAGGGGGAGGACGUGAUCUACGAGGGCAGCGUGCGCCAGUUUCUGUCGGAAUACAAGGCUUGGCAGGACAACGUGCAGAUUGUGCUGUUCACCGUCGUCCAGGCAACUGGCCAGCUCCGAGGGGGAGGGGCCAAUCAGGAGGGGGUGGAGCUGCUGCAGGAAAUACCUGGCACCCUUAAGGAGCUACACACGCAGAGCCAGAAUGUGUAUAACGGUCUGGUGAGCUUUGCAUCUCCGUUGGUGACGGAAAGAGGCGGAGACUGUUCCAGUCCCACCUCUGCAGGUCAGACGAGCUUCGCUGCAGCAGUAAGAUGCAGCGGUGUGAAGACUCAGCCUGACUCCAUGUCCCAGAAUGCACGCAAGCCCCUCCCCCGUAACAUUGCCACCCCAGCGGACACGCCUCCCAGUGCUCAGAUGAUGAACAGCAAGGGUCUGAAUCCCAGCCCUAAACGUGCUGUACGUGACCCAAAGACGGGACGAGCGGUCCAGGAGAGGAACUCGUACGCGGUGAGCGUGUGGAAGAGGGUGAAGGCCAAGUUGGAGGGACGAGAUGUGGACCCCAACAGGAGAAUGAGCGUCACUGAGCAGGUGGACUACGUGAUCAAGGAGGCCACCAGCGUGGACAACCUGUCCCAGCUGUACGAGGGCUGGACGGCCUGGGUGUGAGCGGAGUCGGCCUGAGGUGCACCUCUUUGGUCCCCAGGACACAGAGCCUCGCUGAGGGAGGGGUUAGACAUCCAACCGGACCACCAGACACCCAGACACGUUCCAUGACCCGCUGCUCACCUGUUCCCACGGGGGUUAGGUGUGUCUGUCUGGGCCUGGCUGGCUGGCGAAGGAAGGACGGCGGCCACGGCAGUGUUGCACACUGGUGGGGAGGGAAGGGAGGGGGAGAAGGGGAGGGGGGGACCAUUUAGAUACCCCCCUCCCCCCUGUAUUACCUCCCAGGGGCCCGUCGUGGGACUCCGUACCCCUGUAAUAAUGGCGGCUUUAGCGCUGUCUGGUCUGUCUCAGCCCGACCGGCUGAUUGGCUGGCAGAAUCCCCAAUCCCACCCAACUGUCUCAGCCUGACCGGCUGAUUGGCUGGCAGAAACCCCAGUCCAACCCAACCUGCCACAUGGCAAUGGACUCGGCUAGCUCAACACAACCCGGCAAAGGGGUCACUCUGCGGCCUUCAUGGGGGUCACUGUGCAGUCUUCUGUUCCGCGGUUGUUCUGCAACCCGACCUGACCGUCCUGUCUGUAUGGGGGCGGGAGCUGUUUAGGAACGGGGAGGGGGGCGGUGGAAUCGGGCCGGCGUCAUGAUAAAUCCCUCAAUCUCUACCCUGUCUUCAAAACAUCCUCGCCUGCCCUCCACAUCACCCGACCUCCACAGACCUCUUCACGGAUGAGAAACCCCCCCCCACCCCACUGUUGAUUUGAGAAAACUCUUGCCUGAUUGGUUCGCUCACGUGGGGGGGGGGGGGUUGGCAGAGGCGUGCACCGGAAACGGGCCGGCGCGGUGUUCACGGGCACCCGACGGAUUCAUCGCUCUAGUCUCGCCCGCUUUAACAGCUGAGCCGGUGUAACCUCGUUCAGGGGUGCAGGGAGAUGUCAGAUUUGCCCGGGGUCGUCUGCAGAGCUCAUUGGCUGCUCUUGUUUUUGAAGGAAUCUCUUCCCGGAUGGGGGUUAUUCUGAUUGGCCAGCUGCUUAGCUGCGUGCGUUGUGCUUGGGCAGGGGUCACAUGGGCAGGGGUCACAUGGGCAGGGGUCACAUGGGCAGGGGAGAAUCUAUACGUGUAAUGGACUCCAUCUGAACCCUGAGAAGGGAAGUAUUAUUUCAGGAUUUAGGACCGUGUGAAUCAGACUUUGUUGUCUCAUAAUACACGUUUAUCAUGACCUUAAGAUGAAAAUGUAUGCUUAUUUUACACCUCCUUUGAAAAAACGUGUCGCAAAAACUUGUCAUUAAAAAUAGAUUGUCUAAUGGAGAUGGGUUUUUUUUUUUUUUCUUUGGAUAAGAUUUACUGUUGGUUUCUUUUCCUACUGUGUUUCGGCACUAGUGAUGUCACACAUUGAUCUCAUUGGCUGGGUGGGUGGAUGGGUUUUCUUUCAGGGUUGACUGAAAAGACAACAGUGGGCAAAAUGAUGGAUAAUUAUCUGAAAAGCGACUGAUUGCUCACCCCGUCUCCUAUCCACUUCACUACUUUGGUCAAGCGUCCUUGCUGGUUCGUGGAGAAGCAGAGCCCUAAAUGGAGGACCUUGCACAGUUUGUGAUACAAACUUUGACCUGAGAGGGAAAUAUUUAAAAAAAAAUCUCAAGUGUGCAUCUUUAUUCAUCUGUUGUAUUGUAGGUUUCUCUCCUUAUCCCUUGUUUAUUAACAAAAAAAAAACAUUUAUGCUAGAUUGUUGCCCUUUUUUUGACGUGUUUGAUGCUAGCAAUUGUUUCUAUCUCCCUAUAUGUAUAGACAACUCCGUAUAGCUUGGCAUUUUACUGGUCUUUACUUACCUUCCAGUUUUACCUUUUUAGUGAGAGGAACGGAUAACAUAGGUAAACAGAAUAGAUGUUUUUGGUGAUGGUAACAAACUGUUCAUUCUUAAAAGAUUUUAUUGGUUUUUGUUUGAAAUAAACUUAGAUUUAAAUAGA
Molecule: messenger RNA, 13246 nt
Organism: Esox lucius (northern pike)
Lineage: Eukaryota; Metazoa; Chordata; Actinopteri; Esociformes; Esocidae
Gene: smg1
Product: SMG1 nonsense mediated mRNA decay associated PI3K related kinase
Exons: 65
Coding region: 192-11291 (3699 amino acids)
Biological process (GO): phosphorylation; nuclear-transcribed mRNA catabolic process, nonsense-mediated decay
Cellular component (GO): nucleus
Molecular function (GO): protein binding; protein serine/threonine kinase activity
Source: RefSeq, a predicted model, not a curated record